This is a messenger RNA of Camelina sativa (false flax), 761 nucleotides long. RefSeq names its product B-box domain protein 31. The record is from RefSeq and is a predicted model, not a curated record. Gene Ontology annotation, molecular function: zinc ion binding. Lineage: Eukaryota; Viridiplantae; Streptophyta; Magnoliopsida; Brassicales; Brassicaceae.
UUUCUCCUACUUACAAAUCUUUCCUUCCACAAUCACCACCACAACUACAAGAACAAACAAGAAAGAGAGAGAAAGAGCAAAUUUUGAGAAAAAAAAAUGUGUAGAGGUUUGAAUGAAGAAGCGAGCAGAAGAAGAAGCGACGGAGGAGGAGGAGGUUGCCGGAGUCUCUGCACGACACCGAGUGUUCCGGUUAGGUGUGAGCUUUGUAGCGGAGACGCGUACGUGUUCUGUGAGGCUGACUCGGCGUUUCUUUGUAAGAAAUGUGACCGGUGGGUUCACGGAGCGAAUUUUCUAGCUUGGAGACACGUGAGGCGCGUGCUAUGCUCUUCUUGUCAGAAACUCACGCGCCGGUGUCUCGUCGGGGAUCACGACAUCCACGUUGUUUCACCGUCGGCGACGACGACCGUGGAGGAUAGAAGUGAACAAGUUAGUAGCAAUGAUCAUGAUGAGGUUCCGUUUGUGUUUCUCUGAUAUUUAGUUUUUUUUUUUUUUGGUGUAAGAUAUAAAUAUUCCUAGGGUUUUUAUGCAAUUUUUUUUCUAUUAAGAAAAAAUCCGGGAAAUUUAGUUUAUGAAGCUUAGAAUUUUAUGAAAAAUGGGUAUUGGCUUAAAAUAGCAAAAAAAAAAUAUCUGGAAUAGAAAGGAGGAAAGAAAGAAGGAUCGUUUGUUACUUUAUUCUUCGAAUCUUUCUUUUGUAAACCACAAAUAACAAAAGUGUUCCAUAAAAAAAUUGCUACAAAAUAAAAAAAAAUCAUUAAACUCAA